Camelina sativa (false flax) is the source of this 2432-nucleotide messenger RNA. Lineage: Eukaryota; Viridiplantae; Streptophyta; Magnoliopsida; Brassicales; Brassicaceae. The record is from RefSeq and is a predicted model, not a curated record.
CAUGCUAUUUUUGUGACCGACUCCACCAAGCAGACUAACACAAGAAAACAAAAAAAAAGAUCUCUGCUUUUUUAUUUACUAUGAUUUCGACUCUCAUUUUGUUUUUGGGAAUUUGAAUUAUCUAAAAGCUUGAGUUUUUUUCUUGAGAAAAAAAAAGUUUUGGUUCUCCAUCCGUACACGUAUGAAAUCCUGUGUUUUCUUCAAUUUCUAGCUUCUGGGUGUUACAAAGAAAUGAUUUUUUCACUAACAUCAGCCAUGAACCACUCUUCAUUCUGACUUUUUCUGAUAAAACCCAGAAAAAAAAAGAGUGGGUUUUUCCUGGAUUCUUCACAUCAAGUUACAUUUUUUUUUGUAUCCUACUUCGAUUUUAAGUUUUCUGUAUGUUAUAUAAGAACUUGACCUUUUUUAAAACUGUGAAUCAUACAUUUCUCUCUGUUUUUUUUCUUCCUGAUAAAACCCAAAAAGGUUGUGUCUUUCCUCCAUUGUGAGGUUGUUCAAAAACGUGACUUUUCAGCAGCUUAAUCCAUAGAUCUUCUCUAUAUCAUGUUUCCUGUGUUUGAUUAUGGUUUGUGGAGAUGAGAUCUCAUUUGAUAAUCUUCUUUGUUGCAGCUUUAAGAUGGAGAAGAAUCAACAAAAGCAGAAAUUUCCGGUUGAAGAUGCAGAGAUGAAGAACAAGGACUGUUCUGAAGAUAAAUUUGUGUGGCCAUGGGUUGGUCUUGUAGCCAACAUACCAACGGAGGUUGAACCAUCUGGUCGGAGAGUAGGGAAAAGCGGUUCAACGUUGCGUGACGAGCUGAGUCAGAAAGGGUUUAAUCCAACGAGAGUUCAACCCAUUUGGAAUUUUAAGGGACAUUCUGGUUAUGCUUUGGUUGAAUUCGCUAAAGACUUUGAAGGUUUUGAAUGCGCCAUGAAAUUUGAAAGGAGUUUUCAGUCAGACCGUCAUGGGAAGAGAGAUUGGGAUAAAGGUAAUCGCUUUAGAGAUGAUAAGCUUUAUGGAUGGGUUGCGAGAGAGGAAGAUUAUAAUCGAAGUGAUAUUGUUGGAAAGAAUGUUAAGAAGAAGAGAGAUUUGAAAAGUAUCUCGCAGAUUGAGGAAGAAGACGAGAGGAAAAUGGUUCACCUCGUUGAGAGCAUGUCUCAAUCCAUUGAGAUGAAGAAGCAAUGUAAGCAAGAGCUUGAGCAGAAAGUUAAUGAGUCAACCCGUGUUUUGGAGGGUUUGGCAUUGCAUAACAUUGCUUUGAACAAAUCCUACCAAGAAGGGAUUGAGACGAUGCAAAAGAGUAUGCAAGGUUUGUAUGAUCAGAUUCUGCAAGGACAUGAGAAGUCUAUGGCAGAGCUAGAGGCAAAGAGGGAGAUGCUGGAGGAGCGUGCAAAACGGGCAAACAUAAACGAAGAAGAGAUUAGAAGAUCCAGACUUGAAAUAGAACUGAAUCAAAAGGCUAUGUGGGAGCAGAAUGAAGCGAAUGAGGAAGCUAUGAAACUUGCAACAAAGCACCAGAAAGAGAAGGAGAAGCUUCAUCAAAGGAUAAUGGAAAUGGAAGCGAAGCUAAAUGAAACGCAAGAGCUGGAGUUGGAGAUAGAGAAGCUGAAAGGUACGACCAGUGUAAUGAAGCAUAUGGUGGGGAGUGAUGGAGAUGGAGUUAUUGUGGAGAAAAUUGCCAAAACUCAGAUUGAGCUUGAGGCUCGAGAAACAGCUCUCCAUGAGAACAUAAUGGCUCUGGCACAAAAAGAGCGUGCGACCAAUGAUGAGUAUCAAGAAGCUCGUAAAGAGAUGAUACAGCUAUGGAAUGCGAAUGAAGAAUUGAUGAAGGGAGAGAAGAUCAGAGUGAAAAGAAUGGGGCAACUAAACCCUGAACCGUUCUUACCUGCUGUGAUGAAGAAAUUUAAAGUUCCAAGAUCAAGAGCAGAGGUUAAGGCUAUGCAGUUGUGUUCAGUGUGGGAAACAAACAUAGGAGAUGUGCAUUGGAGUCCAUUUAAAAUCGAAGAGUCUGAUGGAACAGCAAAGAGAGUGGUGGAUGAAAACGAUGAGAAGCUUCGUAAGCUGAAGAGAAAAUACGGUGAAGAAGUUCAUAAUGAAGUGGUAAGAGCAAAACUGGAGAUUGAGGAACACAACGCGAGUGGCGGCUAUGUGAUUGUGGAGCUUUGGAACUAUGAGGAAAACCGAAAGGCAACGAUGGGGGAAGUAACAGACGUGAUAUUGAAGAUAAGGUCGAGUCUUGCUGCUAUGAAGAACAAGCGAAAGAGGCCUUGAGGUCUUAAAUUCAAGUAACAACUGUGACCGAGAGCCUUAGGAAAUGACCUCUCUUUUUGUUUAAUCUAUCAGUUUGAAUUAGGUUUUGCUACUACUAUAAAACUCUGCUUGGUUUUCAAACUUGUUGAACCGAAUUGGAUUUGUUUUUUCAAUGGUUUAAAUCCAGAAACAACUUAUGAAUGUG